This is a messenger RNA of Chinchilla lanigera (long-tailed chinchilla), 4504 nucleotides long. RefSeq names its product T-box 18 (gene Tbx18). Gene Ontology annotation, cellular component: nucleus. Bases 492 to 2309 code for a protein of 605 amino acids. The record is from RefSeq and is a predicted model, not a curated record. Lineage: Eukaryota; Metazoa; Chordata; Mammalia; Rodentia; Chinchillidae. Gene Ontology annotation, molecular function: DNA-binding transcription factor activity, RNA polymerase II-specific; RNA polymerase II cis-regulatory region sequence-specific DNA binding. Gene Ontology annotation, biological process: cell fate specification; regulation of transcription by RNA polymerase II; somitogenesis. The transcript is spliced from 8 exons.
AUUGACGGAUUCCUGGGCUCCGCCCCCCGCCGCUUUAUUGACGCUAAUGAGCAAGUUCUUCCCACCGCUCUCCUGCCUGGAAGUGCUGACAGAUCAAGGCAACAAAUUUCAAUUACAAUCCCUAAUUUGUGUCCGCAGAGUGUUUUUUACCCAUGUUAGUCCUCUCUGGCUCAUCAGAUCUUGGAGCAGCAGGAGGAGGUGGAGGGGGUGGGAGCGAAGGAGUGUAUCAGUGAGAGAGAGAGAGAGAAAGGGAAAGAGAGGGAGAGCGCGAGAGAGACCGAGGGAAGGAAACUUGGCGGUCGCGUCGUCGCCAGUUCCUCGGAUCCCAGCCCGAGAGAGAAAGAGGAAGCGCCAAAUUUGUUUUUUGGAAAGGGGACGGAUCUCGGAGGCGCCGAGAACCGUUCCACUUCGGGGUAGGGCUUUCCAGGAGCGGGUGCGUGCGCGCCGCUCGGAGUAUAUGCGCCAGGGGCGGCGGGCGCCCGGCGGCGGGGAUGGCCGAGAAGCGGAGGGGCUCGCCGUGCAGCAUGCUCAGCCUCAAGGCGCACGCCUUCUCCGUGGAGGCGCUGAUCGGCGCGGAGAAGCAGCAACAGCUUCAAAAGAAGCGGAGAAAGCUGGGCGCGGAAGAGGCGGCCGGGGCCGCGGACGACGGAGGCUGCAGCCGGGGCGGCGGCGGGGCCGAAAAGGGCUCCUGCGAGGGAGACGAAGGCUCUGCGCCCCCGCCGCCGGCGCGGAGCUGCGCGGACCCGGAGAGCAGCUGUGGCUCCCGCGGAGCCGCGGGCAGCUGUGAGGAUGGCUUCCUGCAGGGCACUUCCCCGCUGGAGUCCCCCGGAGGCUCCCCGAAGGGAUCCCCGGCGCCCGCUUUGGCCCGGCCCGGGACGCCAGUGCCCUCGCCGCAGGCGCCGAGGGUAGAUCUGCAAGGAGCAGAGCUCUGGAAGCGCUUUCAUGAGAUCGGCACUGAGAUGAUCAUCACCAAGGCGGGCAGGCGCAUGUUUCCUGCAAUGAGAGUGAAGAUCUCCGGGUUAGAUCCUCACCAACAGUACUACAUUGCCAUGGAUAUUGUACCAGUGGACAACAAAAGAUACAGGUAUGUUUACCACAGCUCUAAGUGGAUGGUGGCAGGCAAUGCUGAUUCUCCUGUACCACCCCGGGUGUAUAUCCAUCCAGACUCGCCUGCCUCUGGGGAGACUUGGAUGAGACAAGUGAUCAGCUUUGACAAGCUUAAGCUCACCAACAACGAACUGGAUGACCAAGGCCAUAUUAUUCUUCAUUCCAUGCACAAAUACCAGCCACGAGUGCAUGUCAUCCGUAAAGACUGUGGAGAUGACCUUUCUCCCAUCAAGCCCGUCCCGGCUGGGGACGGAGUGAAGGCAUUCUCCUUUCCAGAAACUGUCUUCACCACUGUCACUGCCUAUCAGAAUCAGCAGAUUACUCGGCUUAAGAUAGAUAGAAACCCAUUUGCCAAAGGCUUCAGAGACUCCGGAAGAAACAGAAUGGGUCUGGAAGCUUUGGUGGAGUCAUAUGCAUUCUGGCGACCGUCACUAAGGACUCUUACCUUUGAAGAUAUCCCUGGAAUUCCCAAGCAAGGCAGUGCAAGCUCUUCCACCUUACUCCAAGGCACUGGGAAUGCUAUUCCUGCCACCCACCCUCACCUUUUGUCUGGCUCCUCUUGCUCUUCUCCUGCCUUCCACCUGGGGCCCAACACCAGCCAGCUGUGUAGCCUGGCCCCAGCUGACUAUUCUGCCUGUGCCCGCUCAGGCCUCACCCUCAACCGAUACAGCACAUCCUUGGCCGAGACCUACAACAGGCUCACCAACCAGACCAGCGAGACCUUCACCUCGCCUAGGACUCCCUCCUAUGUGGGCGUGAGCAGCAGCACCUCCGUGAACAUGUCCCUGGGCAGCACUGAUGGCGAAACCUUCAGCUGCCCACAGUCCAGCUUAUCCAUGCAGAUCUCGGGAAUGUCCCCCCAGCUUCAGUACAUCAUGCCUUCCCCCUCCAGCAAUGCCUUCGCUACUAACCAGACCCAUCAGGGUUCCUAUAACACUUUCAGGUUGCACAGCCCCUGCGCCUUGUAUGGAUAUAACUUCUCCACAUCCCCCAAACUGGCUGCCAGUCCUGAGAAAAUUGUUUCUUCCCAAGGAAGUUUCUUGGGGUCUUCACCAAGUGGGACCAUGACCGAUCGACAGAUGUUACCCCCUGUGGAAGGAGUGCACCUGCUUAGCAGUGGGGGUCAGCAGAGUUUCUUUGACUCUAGGACCCUAGGAAGCUUAACUCUGUCAUCAUCUCAAGUGUCUGCACAUCUGGUCUGAUGAAGCCUUUAAGUUAAACUGUAUUUGAAUCUGUCUAAUGUAUUUUCAGUCUUUUUUUUAAAGCAGUGUGGAAGGAAAUUAUCUGCAGCUUGUAAAAUGUACAUAUCACAGAAAAUGAAGGCUCACUAAGGCUUUUGACUUUCUCAUGGUGAGAUUGUAAACUAUCUAUGGUAUAUGUGUAUGCUGUAUAUAGAACAUGUGGCAUAUUGAAGCCUCUAUCUUCCCUGCUUACUUUGUCCAGUUCCACAGAGUGUUAGCAUGCAUGUAGUACGUUUAGUCGAAUUCUUAAGACUCUUUUGAAAACAGAGUAGUAAACUCAAAACUUGGCAAUAAUACUAACCAGAUGAAGACUUAUAACUUAAUUUAUCAGAAAAAUGGUCUAAACAGUUCUUACUGAGUUUUUAUGACCAGUCUAACUCCAACAUAUAGAGUCUUGUGAUUUCUGUAAUUCUUGAACGCAGUGUGGGAACCUAAAUUGCAAAAGACAGUUGACGUCUUAGUAUUAGUUCUGAGGUAUUUGUAACAUGGAUUAGCAGCUUUUGCAUUCCUGCUUAUUCUUGUGUACUACAAAUAUUAUAUGACUUCAGAUCUAUAAAAUUCAUAACUGGCAAUAAUUUUCUAAGGAAGGUGGAAGAGAAGCUUGUGAAUUUUUUCACUUUCCAUCAGGCAGGGAAUCAAUUUCCAGUGCUUUGGAUUUGUGGCUCAUUUUGUUAAGUUCACCAAAUAGGCCACAAAAGAAUAUCCUAUAAACAUUCUUAAAUUCAUUUGCAUAUAUUCUGAAGGAGGAAUAUAUGAGUAAUAGGAAAAAAGAAAUAAAUCACUGUCAAAUCCUUUGAUUCUAAUGAAAAAUGUUUAUCUUUUCAAGCACAGAGAAGUAAUGUUGUCAACCACUCUUUAGGUUGUCAUGUAGUUUGGCUUUUCAUUAGGAUAUUUUUUCUUUUAUCUUAAAGCUUCCUAACCUAUGGUCUAUGCGCAAAGAAAGGACAUUUAUGCUACGUACCGUAUUUAUGGCUGGUAACUCCUCCAAAUGGAAACUUUCCCCCUCCUUAACCUUAUCCCUCUGUCUGAGUCUUGUCCAAAACAGACAGAUCUUAGGUCUUUAUGGUAUUAAAGCUGCAAGGAAUUUCAGAGGGUUAUCUCCAGCAAUCUGUCUUGUGGGGGCUGUAGUGAAAGGCCAAAGUCCAUUAUUAUAAAGGCCCUCUUGGAGUACUAAGGAGGAAGAUACCAAUUAUGAUAAAGGAACUAUAAAACUUUUAACCUCAACAGCGUUUUAAACUUCUGAAAUGAAGAAAUGAAAAUAGCACUACUUUUUAAAAAGUCCUUCAAAUAAUAUAUAUAUGGUUUCUGAGUUCAAAAUAAGUAGCUCCAAUAGCACAUUAUAUCAGAAUAGCUAACAAUGCAUGAUGAACUACAUUGCCUUUCUGUUGAGAAACUAAAAUGAUACGUUUUCCCUUUAACUCAUUGAAUUUAAUAUAUUUGACAAGUGAAAAAUGUGUGAUUUCCUUUCACUGCGUAACAAUUGCUUUCACUCAUUCCUAGUUUAGAUAGGGAAAAGAUAUAGCUUAUGGCUUCGUUGUUUACUUUAAAUGACCACCAUUGUUAGAUAUUUAGGGGAAUAUACUGUUUGAAAAGAAUUUUCAGGAUUUGACUCUGUUUAAAGGUACUGAAAAAUUUUCUCAUGGAUGCUAUAAGCAGUUCAUUGAGGUAGUACUGACCUUUAAGAUUAACAUGAAGAAAUGUGAAAUAUUUGCAAUAGAUAGAUCUAUGUAAGAUUUUGUGUAUGAUCUUAAUAACUUUGACAACAGUUUGGGACAGACUUUGAGAAUGGUCUGUUUUAGCCUUAGUUCUUGGUAUACUUCUUGGAGAAUACCGUUCCAUCUUGAGAAAUCAAAGAAAGCAAUGCAUUAUAUUCAUAUGUAUUAGUAAUCAGAGCAUUUUCUUCUUGCUGUUCAUAAUUUGAAAUGACACCACAAUAUGAGUAGAAUUUUUAUUAAUCUUUUUGGUAAAAUUUAGCAAUAUUGUACAAAUGCCAUUUCUUUUAAAUCUUACUGUAAAUAUUACCAUGUCACUUCAAAGACUAACAUUUUAUUGUUAUAUUAAAUGACAUACAUUGAUAAUUAUAAUUAUAUAUCUGUAUUUUAUUAAAAAAGUGCCUAAGAAAUUAUAUUAAAGUGUGUUAUUAAACCUUCUUAUCA